Molecule: messenger RNA, 812 nt
Organism: Cygnus olor (mute swan)
Lineage: Eukaryota; Metazoa; Chordata; Aves; Anseriformes; Anatidae
Product: feather keratin 1-like
Exons: 2
Coding region: 69-383 (104 amino acids)
Cellular component (GO): intermediate filament
Molecular function (GO): structural constituent of cytoskeleton
Source: RefSeq, a predicted model, not a curated record
UCACUCUCUUCAUCCACUCCUCUCACCUCCAUCUCCCUGGGAACAAGGUGCACGUCCUUCCCCGAGACAUGUCCUGCUACAACCAGUGCCUGCCGUGCCUGCCAUGUGGACCCUGUGGCCCCACCCCGCUGGCCAACAGCUGCAAUGAGCCCUGUGUCCAACAGUGCCAGGACUCCACCGUCGUCAUCCAGCCCUCUCCCGUGGUGGUGACCCUGCCCGGCCCCAUCCUCAGCUCCUUCCCGCAGAACACCGCCGUGGGAUCCUCCACCUCUGCUGCCGUUGGCAGCAUCCUCAGCUCUCAGGGAGUGCCCAUCUCUUCCGGGGGCUUUGGCCUCUCUGGCUUUGGCAGCCGCUACUGCGGCACAAGGUGCCUCCCCUGCUAAAGCUGCUGGUGAUGGCCCUGGAGAAAAACCCCCAGGGACCCAGAUGUUGGCAGCGGAUAGGGCACAGAGCAUAAGCUUCUUGUGUUCAGGGUGACCAAACCUCCCCAUCACCCCUUGGAAGAAGAUGGGUCUCUCGGAGCGCACGGCCCAUGCCUGCCUUUCCCCUCCUCCACUCUCUCCUUUCCCACCAAUGUCCUUGUUACUCAGCACGGUUCCACUGUGUUCUGAGUCCCACAACGUCAUCAUUGAGAGGACAUGCUGGCCCUUCUCCCUCAGUGGAGCAGACAGGUGGUCAAAUGGUGGCAUGCCCACCAAGGCCACACAGCUCAUGCUCUCGUCUGCCCCUGGUGCUUCCUGCACUGGGGCCCCCUCUCAGAGUGACCUCGUUUCCCCCAUUUGACUCUAAUAUUAAAGUUCUGCUGCAUCUCA